Molecule: messenger RNA, 1768 nt
Organism: Amphibalanus amphitrite
Lineage: Eukaryota; Metazoa; Arthropoda; Thecostraca; Balanomorpha; Balanidae
Product: methyltransferase-like protein 7A
Exons: 5
Coding region: 437-1258 (273 amino acids)
Molecular function (GO): S-adenosylmethionine-dependent methyltransferase activity
Source: RefSeq, a predicted model, not a curated record
GUGGUGAAAAAGAAUCCCCCACUAGCGAUCCACCUGAGUGCGCCCAUGCACCCGCUCCAAGGCCAUCUGAGGCCAGUCGGGGUGCCGGGGAGGGGGGAAGGGUGUCGGCACCUAGCUAUCCUGUGCACGGACGCGUUCAAACAUACAGACGGUCCCGGUGACCUACACUCGGCAGCGUGCCGAGUUCGAUGUGCCAAUCCUCGCGCCCCCGGCUCUGUCCUCCGCUCACAGCGCUCUGUCCUCCGCGCUCACAGCGCUCUCUCGUCGGCCGGGCAGAGCGGGUCGGGAGUCGGGGCAGAGCGGUGCUGGUGGGCGGGUGGGCGGACGGGACAGAGUUCGGGCGGUGUCAGUGAACCGACUGUUUAGACUGGUGACCAGCGGGACCUGUCGGCGGCGACUCUUGGUCACCGGGUAGGUACAGACGUCUACCGUCACGAUGCUGUGGACCUGUCUCUGGCUGUUCAACUGGAUAUGCCUGCUGGUGGGAUGGCUCGUGUUCCCCGCCAUCCUGUUCAAAAUAGCCGUGGGUGCCGAGCGGUUCAAGGCAUCCCAGGACUGGCUCUUCGCCUUCCUCACCGAGUACACGAUGAAGGAAGACGAACGGGCCAUGCUCAGGACGACCAAACUGGAGCUGUUCUCAUCACUGAAGGAUCUCAAGUCGGCCGAUCCAGAGCUUUUGAAAAAGAAAGCACUUAAUAUUUUAGAGAUUGGCGUCGGCACCGGCCAGAACCUCGAGUUCUACCCACCGGGCUCCAAGCUCACCUGCAUCGACCCCAACAAGUCUUUCGAGGUCUAUUUCCGGCGUGAAUGUGAGCAGAAGGCCGCCCACCUGGACCCAAACAUCCGUUUCGUCGUCGAGCGCGGCGAGUCGAUGCCGUCGGUGGCCGACGGCUCGGUGGAUGUGGUGGUGAUUUCUCUGGUACUCUGCAGUGUACCGGACCUGGAUCAGAUGUUCCGGGAGAUACGACGAGUUCUCGUGCCGGGCGGCAAGUUUUACUUCCUGGAGCACUCAACCCACCGUCCAGGAACGUGGCGCCACUGGGUGCAGGAGGCCGUCACCAACUGUGGACUGUGGCCCUUCCUCAUGGACGGCUGUGUGCUCAACAAGGACCCCGCGCCGGCGCUAGAGAACGGCGGCUUCAGCGACCUGGAGCACCACACUGUGAUGGUUGUCGACAAUCAGAUGAAGCCAGCCUCGGCCACACCGAAGGGGGUCGCCCUGCUUAACCCCUUCUGCUACGGCGUGGCCACCAAGUAGAUGUAGUUAAAUGAGACGAGACGAGGAGACGGCAUGGAGACGAGGAGACGGGAGACGGAGACGGAGACGGAGACGAGACUGAGACUAGACGAGAUGGAACAGGAGAUGGAGACGGGGGAGACGUUGAUUGGACGGGACAAAUUGAAAGGUACCAGAACAAGCGGUGCGACUGAAUAGACCGACCUUGGAAGCGUUGGAGGGAGAACAAGGUGAAGUUAGAUGAAAUGCAUAAGAAGUAGAUGAAUGAAAGGAUGUGUGACUGUGAGCCCAGACUAAAGAAAAUGAUUUUUUUUUUGUCGCAAUGUUUCUGCUCUAUGUAUCAUCAUCGCAGCACUGCUUAUAUAUAGUUUGUGAAAUGGUGUUGAUUGCAAUUAUAGUUAUAAUUGAGUCGCUGACGCAAAAUACGCGCAAAGCGUACUGCCAUUACUGUUGUAAAAGUGUAUGCUUGUAUGGUUACUAACUAAUCCUGAUUUGGUACACAUGAAUUGGAAAAUAUAUUUUCAUACCUGA